GGCCGCGGUUGCCGGGGCGACACCGGCGGCGGCUGAGGGGUGAUUGGGACAGCUUUAUCAGCAAUGAGAAGUAGCAACAGCUCUUAGCAAUGGGUGAUGUUUUAGCAUAUGAAGCUGAGCUACUUGGACUAGUGAAAGAGUAUUUGGAUUUUGCUGGAUUUCAAGAAACAGUGAAAGUAUUUAAAAAGGAAUGUAAAAUAAAAGGGAAGCCACUAACUAAACCAGCAGAUACUUCCUCAGAAGGUUCAUUGCCUGUUCAGGAAGAAAUACUUCGAGCAUUUGAAGAUGGUGAUCAGAAAGUUUUCUUCCAGCUCUGGGAGGAGCAUAUUUUGUCUUUACUCCAUGAAAGUGAUCCAGUUGCUGAGAACCUGGAGUUCUAUCUCCACAUCUACUUUGCCACCUUCCUCUUGAAACAAACUAUGGGAAAGCCUGACAAAGCUGAGCUUGAGGAAAGGAUUUCUUAUUUCAAGGCAUACCUGGAAACAAAAGGAGCUGCACUGAGCCAGACUACAGAGUUUCUUCCCUUCUAUGCUUUGCCUUUUGUUCCAAACCCCAUGGUACAUCCUUCAUUUAAAGAAAUUUUCCAGGAUUCUUGGACAUUGGAUUUAAAGGCAAGAUUGGAAAAAUUUCUGUCUCUGACUCUCAAAUCCAGACAGACUCCUCGACUUCUCACUAUAUUUAAGGAGAGUGGACAGUGCAACAAAGAAAUGAUGCAACAUCUUCAUCAACAGUUAAUGAAGCGUGAGCAGAGGUACAUGACCAACCUGAAACGACUUCACAAAUUGCAGAUGGACUACCGUAAUCUCCUUGGAGUCACUGCAGAGCUGGUGGAUUCUCUGGAGGCCACAAUCACUGGCAAGAUGAUUACACCAGAGUAUCUUCAAAGUGUUUUUGCUUGCUUGUUUAGCAAUCAUUUGAAACAAACUGUAGCACACCAAAUUGACUUCUCAAGGCCUGGAACUGGAUAUUACUCUAUGAGCCCUUGUGAUGACGGAUAUGCUUCCACACUGUUAAGAGCAUCUUUAGCCUCUAUAAAGUUCCAGGAUGUGCCAUUGUUGCCCUCUUUGGAUUAUGAGAAGCUGAAGAAAGAUUUGAUUACAGGGAGUGAUCGUCUCAAGGCCCUCUUACUGCAGGCUCUGCGCUGGCGCUUGACAACAUCAUAUCCUGGAGAACAGAGAGACACCAUCAUGCAAGCCUACAUCAGUAAUGACCUCCUAGAUUGCCACAGCAACUGUCAGAGAAGUGUCCUCCAAUUAUUAUAUUCUAAGAGUGAGGUAGUCAGACAGUAUAUGGCAAGGCUCAUCAAUGCUUUUGCUUCACUGAUAGAAGGUCGUGCCUACCUUUCUCAGAACCCAACGUUGCUGCAAAUGCUGGAGGACAGACUGAAAGCUGAAGACAAGGAUUCUCUUACAUGGGAGAAUGUUCUGGGGGCUCUGCAGAAAUUCAGCCUCAGGCGUGCACUGCAGUCAGCAAUGAUCAAAGAUGGGCUGAUUUUCUGGCUGGUUGAUGUUCUAAUAGACCCAGAUUGUCUGUCUGAUUACAACCUGGAGUAUUGUGCUGCCUUGCUCAUGAAUCUUUGUCUGCGGAGUGCAGGGAAGAAAAUAUGUGCAAGUAUCCCAAACCACAUGCUCAGAGUUCUUUCUGGUCUUCUUGACCAUGAGAAUCCUAAGAUCCAGUCAUAUGUGAAUGGAGCACUGUACAGUAUUCUGGCCAUCCCUUCUGUCCGAGAAGAAGCCAAAGAAAUGGGAAUGGAAGAAAUUCUGCGCUGCUUUAUCAAGGAAAGAAAUGAAGAGAUGGUUCGACAGAUUGAAUUUGUUAUCAAGCAACUCAAUUCAGAUGAGCCAUUCAAUGAUAAUAUUGUGUCUGAUGAUGAUGAGGAAGAGGAGUAUGAGGAAGAGGACAGUGACAUCCUGGAGCCUGAUCUGGACAAAGAUGAGGUUUUGCUGCCUCAGAUGGGAGAGCUUUCAGGAGAGAAGCUGCUAACAACUGAGUACUUGGGAAUAAUGACUCACACUCCAAAAACCAAGAAGAAGCAAUUUGCUGGUAUCCAUCAGAGUAUAGAUGAGCCUCUCCAGAGACCUGUGACACCAGGUUAUCACAGAACUGCAUAUCUAAUGCCAGAAAAUGGUACCAGUUCUUGUCACAAUAGGGAUGAGAAGCUGCAGUCUCCACCAAGUGGUCCUUCUUCCAUUUGUGGUGGGAGCCAGUCCAGCAUUUCUGACUUCUGCAUUUCCCCCUCAUCAGUUGAAAUGAAGUCGUCUGAAGUAUUUGCAUCAGGCCAUAGAAUGGACCAACACAUCCCAUCUGGUGGCACCUUGUCUUCUCAAUCUGCUGACUUCACUGAGGACAAAGCAAAUGGUCAAUCACAUAGUGAGUUUGCCUUAGCCUUCACCAGCAAACCCAAGAUCCCUCGCACUCCUGACGGGCAGAGCACCAGCCCUAGAAAGGGAAAGGUCCCAGCCAUUGCCCCCCAGUUCUCUCAGUCUGAACCCCGACAAACAAGCCAUCCAAGCUCCUCAGGAUCAUCCACAAGGAGCAGACAGAGUUCAUCCUUGAAACAGGAGCUGGUGGGAUGCCCUGCCCCAGGAGCUGUGUUUAUGCCAGGCAUCAGAAGCCCCAGACCUGGCAGGGUUUGAGCCUUUAAAUGAUUAUCAGAGGUAAAGCUUUGGGCAGCCUUCACACCCCAGGCCUACAGUGCUCUCAUUCAGUGGGGUGUGCAUCUUUUUCCCACAUGGGGUGGGUAGGGGAUUAUUUGAGCCAAAACCCUACACAGCAGCGUGGAAUGAUCUGGGAAGUCCUGUGCUUGUGGCCCUACAGCUUUCCUGCACGGAAGCAGCUGUCAGAGAGGCGGGACGCUGGGAGCAGGGCUGGCACAGCUCCCUGGCCCAGGCUGCCAGAGCCCUCCUUACCCUGCAGCAGUGCCACUUCCCUCCGGAGCAGCACAGCCCUCAGGCUGCACCACGACGUGGCCCCGGGAGACUGUCACACACCCACAGCUGCUGGGUGCCCUGGAACAGCAGCAGUCAUCCCAGGCUGUGGUUUGGGAUUUACUGCAGCUCCCCACGAGUGGAUGCUGCCAUUCCUGUCCCCAUCAUGGUCCCAGAGCAAAUUGCAAGGAUUAAAUGGUUGUUGCGCUCUCAGGGCUUUCCCGGUCACAUCCCUUUGUGCUUUUUUGUGCAAGGGCCAUUCUCCAGUGGGGUCCUCCUUCACUGUGAGCCCCUCUUUGCAGAGUGGGGUGAAUUUCCAGCCAUGGGCUGGCAUGCACCUACAAUCUCUUGUGCUGCAGGGAUGAGGUGGGUCCUUCUUACAGCCUGUUCUGGUCAAGCUGAUGCUCAGUAAAUCUCAUGGCCAUGAUUUUCUUGGGGCUAUGAGUACAGCAAAUAUAAGCUUUUCUUUAGGCACUGGGAACAGGCUGAAAAGGAAUCAGGGAAGGUAUGUAUGGACUUUUGGUGAUGAUAAGGACAUGGGAUGCUGUAAAGCUGGUGCAGCCCGUUUGGGCAAUGUUUCCUGGGGAGCUUUCACUGCAGAGCACCUGGGAAAGUGAUAAGCUGAGAUAAGGAGAGAAACAUCUGGAGAAAGCAGUGCAAUCUUCCUCCCCAAACUGAGCUGGGUGUGGAGUUUUCUUGAUGCUCAUUGAGUAGAAGAGGUUAUGUGGGUCCUUCUGUAUGUCCAGGCAAGAGGAGCCUUUCCCAUGAGAAGCUCAGUGUAUCUAGGGGAUUGUAAGAGUUGUAGGACACCCUGAUCCUCAUCACUCAUGAAAAAUGCAGAGGAACUGUUCAGAAAGGGACAGAGAUAUCUCUGCUGGACAGGAAAGGAAAUACUGCAAAUUUCCUGCAGGCUUCCCAGCCUGGCUUCAUGGUGGACAUGAGCAGCUGGUGGGAUUGGGAGGGUGACAAAAGAGGGAGAUAUCAGAAAUUACAGGGACUGAUUUUUAUGGCUGAAAAACUCCUGCAACUGAAAUGUUACAUUAAAAAGGAAGGGAAGGUCUUUAAUCUGCUUUUUAAUGGGCAAUGGGAUGUCCCAUGCUGAUAUGGCUGUAGCAGAAAUGCAAGUGAAACUGCAUCUGAACCAGGGCUGAAGGAACACUUUGGAAGGACACCUUACCUGCCUCUGAUGCUAUUGGAAAUUUGACUCAUGAGAGGUCUCAGCAAGCCGAGCAGGCACCUCCUUGCUGCAGCAACUCCCUGCACCCCCAGGUGAGCUGUGGGUCCCAGAAAAUGUGUGAGUCCUGGACAGUGUGGAUGCCUGGUGAGACUAGCGUCCUAGGCAGAGUAUCGGUCCUUGACAAGGUGUGGACUCUGGGUGAGAUGUGGGUCGUGGGGGAAGGAUGGGUGCCAGUAGAGGUGGGGAUCUCAGGAGGCGCAUUAAAGACUCUGGAGCAGAGCUAACGCACCCCAAGAGAGGGCACAGUACACAAGGAGCUGGAGUAGAACACCCCCGAGUUCCAGAUUCUAGCGAGUGUCCCAUCAGCAGCAGGGGAGGGUGGGUGUCACCUUUAAUCUCCUUGCCCUCGGAGCACGGGGGAGGUGUGCGUCUGUGUGUGUGUAUGUCUGCUGGGGAGGGCGGCCGGGCGGGGGGGACGGGACCGAGGGGCAGGGCAAGAGUUAACCUACCUGCUCUGACAUCCAUCUCUAGGCUCCACCUCGGGGAGAGAGGGGAGGGAAAAGAGAAAAAGUAGGGA
Oenanthe melanoleuca is the source of this 4681-nucleotide messenger RNA. RefSeq names its product armadillo repeat containing 9 (gene ARMC9). Gene Ontology annotation, cellular component: centriole; ciliary tip; ciliary basal body. The transcript is spliced from 26 exons. The record is from RefSeq and is a predicted model, not a curated record. NCBI's taxonomy places the organism in Eukaryota, Metazoa, Chordata, Aves, Passeriformes, Muscicapidae. The coding region runs from base 90 to 2636 and encodes 848 amino acids. Gene Ontology annotation, molecular function: protein binding. Gene Ontology annotation, biological process: cilium assembly.